UCUGCGGAUUCGGCACUCUGCGGUUUGUGGGUGGGCAUAUAUAAGGGUGUAGGGGGCUUCCGAGCCGCAAGCCCCAUUGCAUCCAGCCCCUUGUAGACUCAGUGAGCAGAAUGACCAGCCAGCCAAUGGAGACUCUGGGUCAGUGGAAAGUCACUGUCUGGGAGGAGGAGAACUUCCAGGGCAAAAGAUGUGAGUUCCUCAUGGAGUGCCCCAACAUUAUGGAGCGAGGGUUCCGGAAAAUCCGUUCCAUCAAGGUGGAGACCGGACCAUGGGUCGGCUUCGAGUAUCCAGAAUUCCAAGGGCAGCAGUUUAUCCUGGAGAAAGGAGACUACCCUCGCUGGGAAGCAUGGAGCGGAAACACCAGCUACAGAACCGAACACCUUCUGUCCUUCCGACCUGUGAAAUGCGCUAACCACAGCGACAGCAAAGUGACCCUAUACGAAGGAGAGAACUUCCAGGGCCGCAAGUUUGAGCUGAGCGAUGACUACCCCUCCCUGCAGGCCAUGGGAUGGUGCACCAAGGAGGUGUCUUCCGUCAAGGUCAACUCUGGCGCCUGGGUGGCAUAUCAGUUCCCCGGAUACAGAGGAUACCAGUAUGUGCUGGAAAGGGACAGGCACAAUGGUGAAUACAAGAACUAUAAUGAAUACAGCACUCAGGCCCACACUAACCAGAUCCAAUCCAUCCGCCGCAUCCAGCACUAAGGAGCCGCCCCGGGACCUCACCGCCACUCUGCCUAUCCCCCCCAUCCCUGCCGCGCCGUGACUCGGAGCCAAGCUGACUGCAAUAAAUACAACUUUAAAAAUA
This is a messenger RNA of Rana temporaria (common frog), 804 nucleotides long. It is a transcript of the gene CRYBA2, whose product is annotated as crystallin beta A2. Lineage: Eukaryota; Metazoa; Chordata; Amphibia; Anura; Ranidae. The transcript is spliced from 5 exons. Gene Ontology annotation, molecular function: structural constituent of eye lens. The coding region runs from base 111 to 701 and encodes 196 amino acids. Gene Ontology annotation, biological process: lens development in camera-type eye; visual perception. The record is from RefSeq and is a predicted model, not a curated record.